Messenger RNA from Spinacia oleracea (spinach), 1294 nucleotides. RefSeq names its product universal stress protein PHOS32. The transcript is spliced from 4 exons. The record is from RefSeq and is a predicted model, not a curated record. NCBI's taxonomy places the organism in Eukaryota, Viridiplantae, Streptophyta, Magnoliopsida, Caryophyllales, Amaranthaceae. The coding region runs from base 213 to 992 and encodes 259 amino acids.
UCAAUAUUAACAGCCCAAAGUUGAAAAUUCCCCCUAAAUUUUGCCCAUAAAUCAUCACAAAAAUUUUGGCAACAUAAAGAAAUUUAAAUAUUGCCAAUUUGCCGUAACAUAUCGACUUAACCUCCCAUUUGAUUCCAUUUGACAAAGAAGAAUUAUAAACAAGCAAAAAUCAAGAAAAUUCCAAGAAAAAAAACCCAGACAAUCGAGAAAAGAUGGCAACGAAUCAACAAAACCAAAACCCAGAAAGCCAAUCAUACCCAGAAAUGCCACCAAUCCGUGUUAAGGCAGCACCCACAAGCAGCACAUCAUCGCCAAGAGUGACCGUUUCAACCCCAACUGCCACCGCAACAGGCGCAGCCGCCGAGACACCUACGGCAGGAGCGGCGAGGAAGAUAGCGAUAGCGGUGGAUCUGAGCGACGAAAGUGCGUUCGCGGUUAAAUGGGCUGUCGACCACUACAUUCGUCCUGGUGAUGCAGUUGUUCUUCUUCAUGUUCGUCCUACUUCUGUGCUUUACGGCGCUGAUUGGGGUUGCGUCGAUUUCUCUGCUGCUGCUGGCGCUACUGAUAAUAAUGAGGUGUCGCAUCAGAAACUGGAAGAUGAUUUCGACGCUUUUACUACUUCUAAGGCUGCUGAUCUUGCUCAACCCCUUAUUCAAGCUCAGGUGCCAUAUAAAAUUCAUAUUGUUAAAGACCAUGACAUGAAGGAAAGAUUGUGUUUGGAGGUGGAGAGGCUGGGUUUUAAUGCUGUAAUUAUGGGAAGCCGUGGAUUUGGUGCAUCUAAGAGAGGAAGCAAUGGUAGGCUUGGGAGUGUCAGUGAUUAUUGUGUUCGCCACUGUGUCUGUCCUGUAGUGGUUGUCCGUUAUCCUGAUGAGAAGGAUGGAAAUGAUGGAGAUGAUGCAAUGGUUGAUGUGGCCGAGGCAGAUGAAAAUGUGGUAGCUGAUGAAGAGGAAGAGUACCAUGAUGCUUCAGAUGAACGCAAAGCGACAGCCUGAUCUGAUGCCUGGGAUACGGGUGUGAUUAUUGAGUAGCAGAAAAGGCUUAGCUGGUAUAGGGAGAUCUAUCAACAUGAGCUGGAGCUUGGCUGGCUUAUAAAUGGAGUCUUGGUGCUAUUCUCUGCUACUCCCCUGGAUUUUAUGUUUGUCUGAAUUGGGUUUUUUUUUUUUUUUUAUGUGUAUUAAUUAAUUAGCUUUGCCUGUGAAUUUCUGGUUUAGUUUCAGAAUAUCUCCUGGUCUUUGUAAAACAGUUUGCUGCUGCCUUAAUGCUGAUAUAAAAUAGGUUAUAUUUGAGAUCUGAA